AUGAACAACUCUAACAUCACAUAUACCCUCAUUACAAAUAAGGGAGAUCCGUCUACUCUUCAGGAGGCUUGUGUUGAGCCUGAUGCAGAAAAGUGGAAGGGGACAAUGGACAAUGAGAUAGACUCCUGGCACAAGAACAAGACAUGGAAGAUAGUGGAGCUUCUAGUGAACCGAAAUGCAAACAGAUGCAAGUGGAUCUUCGAGAAAAAACAUGAUAGAUGCAAAGAAUGGUUGGUAGUGAAGGAUUACGCUCAUGGAGAAGGAAUCAACUUUACAGAGAUAUUCAAACUGGUUGUAAAGCAAGAAAUUGAGGAAAGCUUGAAAUGUCACCAAUAA
Molecule: messenger RNA, 336 nt
Organism: Magnolia sinica
Lineage: Eukaryota; Viridiplantae; Streptophyta; Magnoliopsida; Magnoliales; Magnoliaceae
Exons: 1
Coding region: 1-336 (111 amino acids)
Source: RefSeq, a predicted model, not a curated record